Molecule: messenger RNA, 5217 nt
Organism: Syngnathus acus (greater pipefish)
Lineage: Eukaryota; Metazoa; Chordata; Actinopteri; Syngnathiformes; Syngnathidae
Gene: myom3
Product: myomesin 3
Exons: 37
Coding region: 206-4483 (1425 amino acids)
Molecular function (GO): protein binding
Source: RefSeq, a predicted model, not a curated record
UGCAGGCAUGGGGAGGUGGUCAUGGAUCUAUAUUUGACGACUUUACAGUGUCGGAGCUUUGCGUCGCUUCAUCCGGACGGACCACAAAGGGAUGAGACAGAAACAGAACGACAGAGAGCUUACACAGUGUUGAUUUGGGGAAACGUUGCGAUCCGGUGGAUUCGACUUGUUUGCUUGAGAAAAAGUGUGCCUAUUGGGAGUUACCAUGGAAACCAGGACGGCGAUGCAUCGAGAGCUGGAGGAAGAGUCAUCCAGGAUGUCUCACAGCAUGAAGGUGUCAUCGCGCAGUAACAAGAAGACCUUCACCUCGAGCGAGGAGGAAGUCGUCCCAUACUCUAAUCUUGUUCCCAUCAUCCCCGCUGACGUGAUGUCCGUUAAGGAGAUCCUCAACAUGGAAAACGUCCCCCGUCACCGAACAUGGGAAAUCUUAAGGGAAACUCGAGUGGCCGACAAAAGCUACCAUCGAGACGAGUGGACGAUGUUUGGAAACGAGUAUGAGAAAUUUGAUGUGAGGAUGAUGCGGAACCAGCGUUUGCUACGCACACGUGUGGACAAGAUGGCCCUUCGUAACGAGGCACAAAGGAAGGCGUCCGAGUACUUGGAGUAUCUGAAGCGUCUAAGUCAGAAGGUGCCAGACUUCGCUGUGCCCCUUAGGGCUCACACAAUCUGGGAGGGCAUGACGGUGCAGUUUGCCUGCGUGGUCCAAGGCUGCCCAGCUCCUCAGGUCACAUGGUACAAAGACGGUAAGGUGCUGAAAAAGCCUGACAUGCCGUGGAAUUACGGGCUUCAGCAAGAAUUUGGUCUUAAUUACCUGGAGAUCAGACGAUGCUCUCCUGAUGACGCCGGCGUGUACAAAGUGGUGGCCAAAAGUCCUCUGGGUGAAGCUAUGACCUUUGCCACACUGGUGGUGAACUCGUAUAAAGGAGCCAUGGCUGGUUCAGAUGAUUCCCGGACUCGUGCCUCGCAGCAAGCCGGCUUUGCUACGACCUUUCCGCCAACCUGGGUGAAAGAAGGCGAGAGUCUCACCCUGAACUGUUCCUUCACCUCACCUCUGCUGCCCUUCCAACAGGAAGUCACCUGGUUAAGAGAUGGUACGCCACUGCUCCAAUCUGGUGCUGUGGACAUGAAGACCACAAACAAUGAAGCUUCAAUUACAAUAAACACUGUGUACAAGGAGCAUGAAGGAGUUUACACGGUCCGCCUGAAGACCUUGGAUGGAAUCCUGGAAUCUAGUGCCUAUGUCUACGUUGAAGAUGCGCCGGCGACAGUGGUUGGAGUACCUGCGUCUCCCCUUUUGGUCCAGGUGUCCGACAUCAACAAAGACUACGUCUUCCUCACUUGGCAGCCACCUAGUGCCGACGGAUCGUCGCCCAUAGACGGCUACUACAUCGAGAGGUGUGACCUCAGUCAGGGCCAGUGGCUGCGCUGCAAUGAGAAUCCUCAGAAAGCAUGCCACUUCCCGGUGUUUGGGCUGAAAGAAGGAGCCACGUACCAGUUUAGAGUUCGGGCGGUCAAUGGAGCCGGCGUGGGGCGGCCCUCCAAGGCGACUGAGCCUGUUGUCACUGAGGACCCCCUCCGACAUGCCAGGACCAUGGUGGUCACGGUGCACGGAGGGACCGUCGUCAUCGUAAAAGAUGAACUGGAAGGCCAGGUCCGAACUCCUCUCCCGCCCACCGACGUCCACGCCUGCGAGUUCAGCGACACAUAUGUGGUGCUGAGCUGGAGCGAGCCAGAACCCCGAGGGAAGGAGCCGCUCACCUUCUACGUGGAGCGGUCGGAAGAAGGGAAGAGCAGCUGGGAAAUGGUCAGUCUGGAUGCUGUGGUCAACUCUCCGAGGUUUCCCGUCUUUGACCUGGUCAAGGGAAUGCGCUACCACUUCAGAGUGCGUGCAGUCAACAAGUAUGGCGUCAGUGAGCCGUCGGAGCCGAGCGGUCCAAUCUGCUUAGGAAAAUCACAAAGCGUCCCCGCCCCACCUUCCUCCAUCCUGGUCUUCCCAGACACAGACACCUCGGUGUCUCUUCAGUGGCAGGAACCCAAAGACAACAAGGACGUCCUGGGAUAUUACCUGUACUGCAGCCAAAACGGCCAAGGGGACUGGAAGGUCAUCAACAACAAACCCGUUACUGAGCCCAGGUUUACAGUCCACGGCCUCCAGAACCGUAAGGAAUAUGUGUUCAGGAUAAAGACAGUGAGUCGAGCGGGAAACAGUGACUACUCGGAGGAGUCUCCGCCCAUCCUGGUCAAAGCCGCCAUUCACGUCCCCUCGGCUCCUUCGGCCAUCGCUUUGCUGAUGUGCACCGGCUCUGAGAUGGUUUUGGGCUGGAGGAGGCCUCGCCGUGAUGGCGGCGACCCCGUGAGGGGGUAUUACCUGGAUAUGAGGGAGGCGGGCACCGAAUCGUGGCAGGAGGUCAACGUGCAGGCGGUCAGAGAGCGGCGAGCAACGGUUUCCAACCUGACCAGCGGGCUUUGGUACCAGUUCCGCGUGUUUGCUGCCAACAUGGUUGGCGUGGGGAAGCCGUCGGAUGCCAGCGAGGCUUUCCUGUGUGAGGAGUGGACCAUGCCGGAGCCUGGUUGUCCUUUCGACGUGGAGGUCCGUGAGGUGAGCGACCAUUCGCUGGUGCUCCUGUGGGCCGCGCCGCUCUACGAAGGCCGGGGUCCCAUCACGGGAUACUUACUGGAAAUCAGCCAGGGCGAUGAUUCCGACACAUGGACUGCUGUGAAUGACAAGCCGGUCACGGACACGUUUUAUAAGGUUCCAGGUCUUCAGGCGGGUCAAAUCUACCGUCUGCGUGUGUCGGCUGUCAAUGAGGCGGGAGCGGGAGCCCCCUCCCUCCCUUCGGAGCCAGUCACAGCGCAGACCUCACCAGAUACCAAAAACAUCGAGGUGGGCGUGGACGAUGACGGCUUCAUCUACCUGGCAUACGAGUGCGAUCACGUCUGCGACGGCAGCGUGGGUCUCUGGAACAAAAACUACACGGAGCCCAUCGACGGCGCGAGAGCUCAGGCGGACAACAAGGACGGCAGGUCUGUCCUCACCUUCAACGACCCCUGCGAGCAAGACCUGGCUCUCUACACCGUGGAGAUGAGCGACGAUCCCAGCCUGUCAUCCAGCUACCUCCUCACCGCCGAAGACCUUGAACGCCUCAAAGAACUCAGCCGGCAAGUCCAAAAUCCACUUAUCGAACUGAAGUCAGGCUGGCAUGUGGAAGUUUCGGAGACGGGCGGCGUGCGUCUGUGGCUUCACACGGAAAGUCUGAGCGACGAUGCCGAGCUGCGUCUGGUUUUCAACGACAAAGAAAUCUCCAGCACUCCCAACCGCAGAAUCCGCUUUGACAAGGCCGCCGGUCUGGUGGAGGUGCUGAUAGAUCGGAUGAGCCACGAGGAUGAAGGCUCGUACACGGCCCAGCUGCGGGAUGGACGGGCCAAGAACCAGUUCACGUUGGUUUUGGUGGAUCACAAAUUCCGUGAGGUGAUGGCCCUGGCAAACGCCAAGCGACGCGACCAUGAGAGAAAAAGCGGACCCUACUUCGAGGAGUUCUUGUCUUGGAACGUUAACGAGGAAUGCCAAGUGAUCAUAAAGUGCAAGGUGACAAACACAACUAAAGACUCCACCCUCAAGUGGUUCAAGGACGGAGUGGCGGUGGCACAGACCGAUUAUGACCCCCCGUCUGGAGACAGCACGCUCACCAUCCCACAGGUUGACAAAAAGCAAGCGGGCUCUUAUAAAGCGGUAGUGUCAGAUGCCAGAGGAGAGGACGUCAGCACUUUGGCUUUGCAGGGUGAAGAGUACGACAAGCUUCUCCAGCAGCUGAGCAAACAAUGCGGAUUGUCGGCCGGUCCGCUGCGGGUUCAGAGCACCGCAGAAGGUUUCAGGCUCUACUGCUGUCUCACCUACUAUAUCAGCUACCUGAAGACCACCUGGAGCUUCAAGGGCAAACAGAUGGAACCCCAGUCCAGGAUCAGGAUGGGCAGCAACGUGCACACUGUUUGGAUGGACAUCUUCAACCCCACAGAGAACGACAAAGGCAAAUACUCCCUGGACAUGUUUGACGGCGUCGAGACACACCAGCGCCACCUGGACCUGUCAGGACAAGCAUUUGCAGACGCUUUGCGGGAGCACCAGAGGCUUAAGCAAGAGGCCGUCAUUGAGAAAAACCGAGCCAAGGUGACAAAAGGUCUUCCGGAUGUGGUGGCCAUCAUGGAGGGCAAGUCUCUGUGCCUGACGUGCUUCAUCGAGGGCGACCCGACCCCGGACGUCUUCUGGCUGCGUAACGAGCGGGAGAUCGCCGGCGACGACCAAUUCUUCAUCACCCGCGAGCCCGGCUGCAGUACCAUCACCAUAAACAACGUCCACACGGACAACUCGGGCAGAUACUCCAUACUGGUGCGCAACCGCUGCGGCUCCGAGUCGGUGGACGUCACCGUAAGUGUGUACAAGCGAGGCGAGCUGCCGCCAAGCAACGCCAUGGAGAUGGGCUUGUGAAUGGAGGUGGCACAGGGGCACUGGUCCCCCUGAAAUAUGGUCGCACCCGCCAGUCGCCAGGCCAGAUAAUUGACUUUUGGGUAGCUUCCAAUAUUUGGUGCAAUAUAUCAUAUAUUUAAAGUGCACAUGGCGUGGCUUUGUGUUUGUUAAUUAGCAGAUUACUUCCUGAUUCACAGACGAUGAUGAAAGAUGCGUGAUUCAGUACGUGCUGUAGUUUUAAAGUCACAGGUUGGUAGACACUGGGUACAAUAAGGGAACAAGAUUUGAAAAUUAAAGGAGCCGGUUUGUACUUUAAAAGUGCAAACAGUCCAUAGGGUUGAUCACCCCAACGGUUGGCCACUGGAGUCAUGUGAGGAGGUUCAACGGCACCGCGGGGAGGAGAAAAGUUCCAGACAGCUAAGUCCAAAUGAUGCGUUUCCACAAAUAGUGGCGUUUAUUUACUCAACUGCACAAAUGAGAGUGGCGUACUUGUGCACCUUUUUUUUUUUUUAAUAAAUAAUCCAACCAUCCAUUUUUUUUUCUUUAUGGGGGUACUCUGUCUUCAUUGGGGUCACAUUGGGUGAGGCGGUGCUUCAGUUGGUGCUAAUGGUUUGGUUAGCAAGUUCAAAUGGCUGGAGUGAAACAUAAAUGUCACAUUUGUAUGGGAAGUGUUCAUUUGUGUUCAGCACUGUCUGGGGAUGGCCACAAGUUGAGGGAAUACGUUUUGAAAUUAAAUGCUUUUGAUGCUAACAGUG